AUGCACUGCUCUCUCGUCGCCGCCUCGUCUCUGGUGUUGACCAUCGCCAUCCCCGUCCUCGCGAAUGUCCAAGGCAGCGACUGCAAGUGCUUCCCCGGAGACAGCUGCUGGCCGCGCCCGGGCGACUGGGCGAGGCUCAACGAGACGGUCGGGGGCCGGCUCAUUGCCACGGUGCCGCUGGCCUCGCCCUGCCAUGUCCCCAACUACGACGCGCGUGCAUGCUCCGCGCUUCGCCGGCAGAGGCAUCACCAGGAGAUCCACAUGAAGUCGUCGUCAUCGGUCAUGUCGCCCCUGUUUGCCAACCGCACCUGCGACCCCUUUCGGGCCCGGAGCGAGCCCUGCGUCCUGGGCAACUACGUGCGGUAUGCCGUCGACGCCAGGGGGCCUGACGCCAUCAUCGCCGCCCUCGGGUUUGCCGCCGAGCACAACAUCCGCUUCGUCAUCCGCAACACGGGCCACGACUACCUCGGCCGCUCGACGGGCGCCGGGGCCCUCGCCGUCUGGACCCAUCACCUCAAGGCCAUCCAGGUCCUGGACUGGGCCGACGAGCGCUACGUCGGCAAGGCCCUAAAGGUCGGCGCCGGCGUGCAGGGCUUCGAGGCUCUCGAGGCCGCCCGCAACGCCGGGCUCGUCGUGGUGACGGGCUCGUGCCCGAGCGUUGGGCUUGCCGGAGGCUAUACCCAGGGCGGUGGCCACUCGCCCCUUAGUACCGUGUACGGCUUGGCGGCCGACAAUGCCUUGUCUUUUGACGUCGUGACGCCUUCGGGCCGUCUUGUCACGGCAUCCCCGUCGGCGCAGCGAGACCUCUUCUGGGCCCUGAGCGGAGGCGGCGGGGGCAACUACGGUGUCGUUGUGUCGGCGACUGUCAAGGCGCACCCGGAUGCCGUGGUGAGCGGUGCGUCUUUUCAGCUCACGAUUCGCCCGGGAGAGGAGGAGAGGCUCCUCGGAGCCGUAGACGCCUUCCACGCCGCCCUGCCCGCCAUGGUUGACGCCGGAGUCAUGAUCAUGUAUAGGUUUAGCCGCAACUUUAUCGAGGGCCUCGGCAUGACGGCGUACAACAUGACAAAGCCCCAAGCAAGGCUGGUCCUGCAGCCCUUCCUGGAAGUCGUCGCCACCGUCGGGCUCCCGAUCAAGGCGGAAUUCACGGAGUUUUCCUGCUACCACGACCACUUGAGCCAUUACUUUGGCCCGCCCCCCCGCGGCAACAUCGGGGUCGGCAUUUCGCUAUACGGUGGGCGCCUGAUCCCCCGACCCGCCCUCGCUGGCUUCUCGCCCGCGGCGCGCAGGCUGGUCGGGAUGCAGGCGACGGUGGUCGGCGUCGGCCUCGACGUGUCUCGCUUCGGCCCGCCGGCCACGACCAACGCCGUACUGCCGCAGUGGCGCAGCGCAAUCGCGCUAGCCAUCAUCACCCUGCCCUGGAACUUCGACAAGCCCUACGAGCUCAUGGCCGCCGAGCAGGACUGCAUCACGCGCGAGCUGCAGCCCGCCAUCGAGGCAGCCACGCCCGGGGCCGGGGCCUACAUGAACGAGGCCGACUUCCAGGAGGCGUUUUUCGGGGACAAUUACCCGGCGCUGCUGCGCAUCAAGAAGAGGUACCAUCCGCGCGGGCUGCUCUACGCGAAGGCUGGGGUGGGCAGCGAGGAAUGGCUUGUCAAGGGGGAUGGCCGGCUGUGUCGGGUGGCGACACGAGGGAGGGCGUUCCUGAGACACGACGCCACACCCGUCGACCUUGGGCUCUUGACUGAGGUGUCUCGGGAGACUGGUCGCGGGGCGAGGGAUGGGAACUCAAGGGUUGGUUGGAAAGAUUGA
Hirsutella rhossiliensis is the source of this 1809-nucleotide messenger RNA. Its product is annotated as FAD binding domain-containing protein. The record is from RefSeq and is a predicted model, not a curated record. Gene Ontology annotation, molecular function: FAD binding; oxidoreductase activity. The coding region runs from base 1 to 1809 and encodes 602 amino acids. The transcript is spliced from 2 exons. NCBI's taxonomy places the organism in Eukaryota, Fungi, Ascomycota, Sordariomycetes, Hypocreales, Ophiocordycipitaceae.